Lipotes vexillifer (Yangtze River dolphin) is the source of this 793-nucleotide messenger RNA. RefSeq names its product tafazzin, phospholipid-lysophospholipid transacylase (gene TAFAZZIN). Gene Ontology annotation, molecular function: 1-acylglycerophosphocholine O-acyltransferase activity. The record is from RefSeq and is a predicted model, not a curated record. The coding region runs from base 5 to 793 and encodes 262 amino acids. Gene Ontology annotation, cellular component: mitochondrial membrane. Gene Ontology annotation, biological process: inner mitochondrial membrane organization; cardiolipin acyl-chain remodeling. The transcript is spliced from 10 exons. Lineage: Eukaryota; Metazoa; Chordata; Mammalia; Artiodactyla; Lipotidae.
GGAGAUGCCCCUACAUGUGAAAUGGCCGUUCCCCGCGGUGCCGCCGCUCACCUGGACCCUGGCCAGUAGCGUCGUCAUGGGCUUGGUGGGCACCUACAGCUGCUUCUGGACCAAGUACAUGAACCACCUCACCGUCCACAACAAGGAGGUUCUGUACGAGCUCAUCGAGAACCGAGGCCCAGCCACACCCCUCAUCACGGUGUCCAAUCACCAGUCCUGCAUGGAUGACCCUCACCUCUGGGGGAUCCUGAAACUCCGCCACAUCUGGAACCUGAAGUUGAUGCGUUGGACCCCCGCGGCCGCAGACAUCUGCUUCACCAAGGAGCUGCAUUCCCACUUCUUCAGCUUGGGCAAGUGCGUGCCCGUGUGCCGAGGAGAUGGCGUCUACCAGAAGGGAAUGGAUUUCAUUUUGGAGAAGCUCAACCACGGGGACUGGGUGCACAUCUUCCCGGAAGGGAAAGUGAACAUGAGCUCCGAGUUCCUGCGCUUCAAGUGGGGAAUCGGACGCCUGAUCGCCGAAUGUCAUCUCAAUCCUGUCAUUCUGCCACUGUGGCAUGUCGGAAUGAACGACGUCCUUCCUAACAGCCCGCCCUACUUCCCCCGCUUUGGACAGAAAAUCACUGUGCUGAUUGGGAAGCCCUUCAGUGCCCUGCCUGUGCUCGAGCAGCUCCGGGCAGAGAACAAGUCAGCUGUGGAGAUUCGCAAAGCCCUUACGGACUUCAUCCAGGAGGAAUUCCAGCGCCUGAAGAGCCAGGCCGAGCAGCUCCACAACCACCUUCAGGCUGGGAGAUAG